Messenger RNA from Punica granatum (pomegranate), 1593 nucleotides. The record is from RefSeq and is a predicted model, not a curated record. NCBI's taxonomy places the organism in Eukaryota, Viridiplantae, Streptophyta, Magnoliopsida, Myrtales, Lythraceae.
UAUAUAUAUAUAUACGCUCAAAGGGCCUGAACAAAAUAUCCAUCUAAUCAUGAAGCUUCUAAGCCUCGCAUGCUGCAUAGCCUUUUCCCUAGUUUUGUGUGUCACAGCUGUCAGAGCAGCCCCUGCCGGCUCUCUGAUCACAAACCUACCGGGAUUCGAGGGCAGACUCCCCUCUCAGCAUCACGCAGGGUAUGUCUCUAUCAAUGGGAAGCCGACAGGGAAGAAGAACCUGUUCUACUACUUUGUUGCUUCGCAGAGAAACCCGUCCAAGGACCCAGUAGUUCUGUGGCUUAAUGGGGGCCCCGGAUGUUCUAGCUUCGAUGGAUUUGUCUACGAACAUGGGCCAUUUAAUUUUCAAGCACGACAAUCAAAAGAGAGCUUACCUAAGUUGCAGCUCAAUCCUUACAGCUGGUCCAAGGUUUCAAACAUGUUAUAUUUGGAUUCGCCUUGUGGAGUUGGUUUAUCUUACUCCGACAAUCCAAAGAAUUAUGCGACCGGAGACUUCCAAACUGCUGCCGACACGCAUACUUUUCUGUUGGAGUGGUUUGAGUUGUACCCCGAGUUCCUAUCCAACCCCUUCUACAUUUCUGGAGAGUCUUAUGCUGGAGUUUACGUGCCGACUCUUGCUUCUACUGUAGCUAAAGGUAUAAAAGAUGGUCAAGAGCCAGUUAUUAAUUUCAAGGGUUACUUAGUGGGAAAUGGGGUGGCAGAUGAUUUUUAUGAUGGCAACGCUCUCGUCCCGUUUGCUUUUGGUAUGGGACUGAUCUCAAGCAACAUCUUCGAGGAUUGUCAGAAGACAUGUAAAGGAAACUACGGUAACCCCACAAGCAAAAGCUGCUCUGAGAACCUCAAUAAAGUUUACGAGGCUCUGUCUGGUCUCAACCCAUAUGAUAUUCUCGAGCCUUGCUAUCAAUACACCAGCGCAGUAAAAGAAAACAAAAGUGAGAGCAUGUCUUCAAGCUUCAUGACUCAAAAGCGUUUCACAAGAAUCUCUGGCCGCAGAUGGUUUGUUCGUGCAUUAGGACGGGAUGGUAGAGUUCCUUUAACUUCUCAAGCAGAGGCUACAGUUCAUGUUCCCUGCAUAAAUGAUGACGUGGCAACUGCAUGGCUGAAUGAUGAAUCUGUUAGAAAGGCAAUUCAUGCAGCACCGACAAGUGUGGCAGGUCCAUGGAUGAUAUGUUCGGACAGAGUCGAUUAUUCAGGUGAUGUUGAUAGUUUGAUACCAUAUCACAAGAAUCUAACUUCCCAGGGAUACCGCGCUCUAAUAUACAGCGGAGAUCAUGAUCGGGUUAUCCCAUUCACGGGAACUCAAGCAUGGACUAGAUCGCUGGGAUACAAGAUCGUCGAGCAAUGGAGGUCUUGGUUAUCGAACAAGCAAGUUGCCGGGUACUUGCAAGCAUAUGACAAGAACCUCACUUUCUUAACCAUCAAGGGGGCAGGACAUAUGGUCCCCCAGUACAAACCGAUGGAGGCGCUGGACUUCUAUAGUCGUUGGUUAGAUGGAAAGCCGAUCUAACUGAAACUGCAUUGAGUUGUGGCUGUUAGAAUGGAAUCGAUUCAUUGAAUAAGAUAAAGCUAAUCUACUUCUAUGCA